This is a messenger RNA of Triticum aestivum (bread wheat), 2072 nucleotides long. RefSeq names its product pentatricopeptide repeat-containing protein At5g10690. The transcript has 12 exons. The record is from RefSeq and is a predicted model, not a curated record. Gene Ontology annotation, molecular function: protein binding. Lineage: Eukaryota; Viridiplantae; Streptophyta; Magnoliopsida; Poales; Poaceae. The coding region runs from base 16 to 1869 and encodes 617 amino acids.
ACAGCCCGGGAAGAGAUGAUGCUGAUGAGGCCGCGGUUGCUCUCCCCCUCGCCGCCCUCCUCCCGCCGCGAGCCCCGCCCCCGCACCCUCUCCGAGGCUUCCAGAGUCUCCUCCUCCUCCGCCCGCCCUCCCGGCCCCGGCCCCCGCCCCUCCUCCAACAAGCAGCGCCCGCCGCCCAACCUCCGCCGCCUCACCGCCCGCAUCGUCGACCUCACCCGCCGCAGGCAGCUCGCCCAGAUCAUGGCGGAGGUGGAGGCGUCCAAGCGGCGCGCGCGCUCGGGAAGGGGAGGGGGCGUCAACAUCAUCGUGAUGAACGCCGUGCUCGAGGCCUGCGUGAGCUGCGGCGAUGUCGACCUCGCGGUCCAGCUCUUCGACGAAAUGCGCGGGCCCAUGGGGUGUGGCGUCGACGGCGUCUCGUAUGGCAUCCUGCUCAAGGGUCUGGGGAUAGCUAGAAGGAUUGAUGAAGCAUUCGAGAUACUGGAAUCAGUUGAGAAAGAUACUUCUGAUGGGAGCCCCCGGCUCUCUCCUCAUCUUAUAUGUGGUUUUCUAAACGCCCUUAUCGAAGCAGGAGAUAUGAGGCGUGCCAAUGCUCUUGUUGCUCGUUUUCGCCAAGUCCUUUACGAAGGACAGUCUGUGUUACUAUACAACUUACUGAUGAAGGGAUACAUGAAAAGCAACUUCCCUCUUGGAGCGUUAACUGUUAAAGAUGAGAUCUUGCGUCAAGGGUUGAAGCCUGAUAGAUUGACGUACAACACCAUCAUUUUUGCAUGUGUAAAAUCAGCACAGAUUGAGAAGGCUUUCCAAUUUCUUGAAGAUAUGAAGGAUGAAGCUAAAAGGGAUGAUAAUCCUGAACUCCUCCCGGAUGCUGUUACCUACACAACAUUACUUAAGGGUUUAGGAAAUAGCCAAGAUCUUUAUUCAGUUCUGAAGAUUGUGGUGGAGAUGAAAUCAUCACUUGUUUCAAUUGACAGGACUGCAUACACAGCUAUGGCAGAUGCCUUUCUAGCUUGCGGGUCCAUUGACGGGGCUCUUUGCAUUUUUGGUGAGAUAAUAAAGCAGGCUGGCGACAACAAAGACUUGAGGGCCAAGCCUCAUCUUUAUCUUUCAAUCAUGAGAGCUUUUGCUACUAUAGGUGAUUUUGAUAUGGUAAGGAGAUUGAAAGAACGCAUGUGGCCAGAUUCAGUUGGAUCCAUUAGCCGUUCAGUUAAACAAGAGGCAGAUGAGCUAUUAAUGGAAGCUGCUAUAAAUAACAAUCAGGUAGAUGUGGCUAGAAGACUUCUCAGAAGAAUAGUUAACGGGAAGGAGCAUUUCUCUUGGAGAAGUAGAGUAGGCCUGGUGGCACUCAAAGUUGAAACGCUAUCUGGAUUCACCAACUCUCCUCUUAGACCACAUGUAUUUCCACAGAUUCUCUUGAAUGAUCCUGUCGAGAAGUAUAUGAUUCCGUUUCGAGAAAGUCAACCGUUAGGUGCUGACUUGAUCUUGGAAAAUGUUGCGAUGCGAUUCUUGAAAGACUCUGCGGUUCCUCUUGUGAAUGACUGGGGAAGUUGUGUUGGAAUAGUUCACAGCCGCGAUUGUACCAAGAUGGACUCGCCUCUUCUUUCAAUGGCGAGACCACCACUGUGCGUGCCUUGUUCAACCUCGCUGGAGCACGUCAUUGAUCUCCUCCUCAGAGAGAAGUGCGAGAUGGUGGUGGUGGUGAAAAGCGGUAACAUGUACGAAGGCAGCUACACAUCCAGCUCAAGGCCACUGGGCGUCUUCUCCCUCGGUAUCCUGUCGGAGGCCACGACCAACACGGCAAACACCCAUGACGAGCGCGUCUCCGGGGCAGCACCACCCGGCAAGGACCCUGAAGCCCGCGGCCGUGGCUGAGUGCACGUAGCUAUUCUUGUGCUGUUGUCUACCAUGACUCGUCAUCAGUGUGCUUAUUAGCGCUGUAUACAUGUCGAUGGAGAAGAGCGGAAAGUUUUAACCGUGGCAAAUCUGUUAUUAAGCUGACCCUACCGCUCUGUGCGAGUGAUGUAACCUCUGAUACAUACGCGCAGCAAAGGUGUCAGUGGGCCAGAAAUUCUCAA